GGAGGAGGGUCAACAAAGCACUGGAGCCGGUGUUCGAACAAGAGCUGUCAGGGAGAGCGGGGGAAGUACGGCGAGAGCAGAAGCAAGAGUGUUUGCUGAGAACGUAGCCCAACGAUCGUCCGACACACCAGUUGAAUCUGCAAGGUUUUACAGUCCUAUUAGCAGUGUCUUACAGACUUUAUAUACAGCCCCAAUGCCGGGUCCUACCCAAACGCUGUCCCCAAAUGGAGAAAACAACAACGACAUCAUUCAGGAUAACGGGACCAUCAUUCCAUUUAGGAAGCACACCGUUCGAGGGGAACGUUCUUACAGUUGGGGAAUGGCGGUCAACGUGUAUUCUACCUCGAUAACGCAGGAGACUAUGAGCAGACAUGACAUCAUUGCCUGGGUUAAUGACAUUUUGUGCUUAAACUACACAAAGGUCGAGCAGCUCUGUUCAGGUGCUGCGUACUGCCAGUUUAUGGAUAUGCUGUUCCCAGCCUGCAUAAGCCUGAAGAAGGUCAAGUUUCAAGCCAAGCUCGAACAUGAGUACAUUCAUAAUUUUAAACUGCUGCAAGCCUCGUUUAAGCGAAUGAAUGUGGACAAGGUUAUACCAGUAGAGAAACUGGUUAAAGGGCGCUUCCAAGACAACCUGGAUUUUAUUCAGUGGUUUAAGAAGUUCUUUGAUGCCAACUAUGAUGGCAAAGAGUAUGACCCCAUGGAAGCUCGACAAGGACAAGAUGCCCUUCCACCACCCGACCCAGGGGAACAGAUCUUCAACCUGCCAAAAAAGUCCCAUCAUGCAAACUCCCCCACAGCAGGUGCUGCCAAGUCAAGUCCAAUUGCAAAACCAGGGUCCACAUCAUCUCGCCCAUCAUCUGCAAAAAAAGCAGCACCCACUCCUGCAGUUAAAAGCGACAGGGAUUUGGAAACACAGGUUACACAGCUCAAUGAACAGGUACAUUCAUUAAAACUUGCCCUUGAAGGAGUUGAGAAAGAAAGGGAUUUCUACUUUGGAAAGCUACGGGAAAUUGAACUUCUCUGUCAGGCACAUGGCCAGGAGGGCGAUGACCUUGUCCAGAGGUUAAUGGAAGUGCUAUAUGCAGCAGAAGAACAGGAAGGCCACACAGACCAGCAUGAAAGCGAGGAGCAUGACCACGUUCUGGAGGAGCCACAACAGCAGGAGGAGUACUGACCCCUCAUCCCACCCACCUCAAUGUUACCAUUUCACGUGGAACUUUUUUUCCAGGAGAGCAAUGUGUGGCCAGUCACUCGUGGCCCACUCUUACCAUAUAAUGUACUAUAGUGAGCGCCAACAAACCACUGCAUUCUUUACCAAUUACUAGCCCCACGGAGUGUUUACAGAAGUUGUAUCUUGGCCCAAACCAAACUGAAAGAGGCGGGGGCUUUCUUGGCAGCAGUUUGUAUCAUUUGACUGUUUCACAUUGUUUUCAAAUGUUUUUUCCCAACUAUUUUUUAUUUAUUUGUAAUUGAGGUAUCUAUUUGUUUUCCAACUGCUUGCUUCUAAUUGUAAUAUCGUACAAUAUUUAUAUUUCCUGGUCAUGAGAAGAAAUAGUCACUACCAAGUGUCACGAAUGUACGUUGUAAAACUACACCACUCACAUUUACCUACCGUAUCAGCUUUGACAAACAGAGAGAAAGUUCUUGAUGUAGAUACGGCUGUUUCUUAUUUUAGGCAGUAUGUUUUAUAAUUGUGCCCUGCUCUCCCCCCCCCCCCCCUACACCCCACCAAUAACCUAUACAAAAAAAGGCACUCAUUAAAUAAUGAAUGAGUCACGAUAUAAUGUGCAUACAUGUCAUUUCAGCUCUGUGUGUCACUCACUAAGCUAUAGUACAGGAUCAUAGGGAUCUCAAAACACUUUUCACAACCAAGAACAUACUAUCCUUGGACUCUUUAGUGGAAUUGUAUUUGUUUUCUUGAAAUUUUACAGCAUCUGAAUGGUCCAAUCCCUUAUGGAAAGAUAGAGGGGAACUCUGAGUGAGCCAAAUUCUCCAUUCUUCUGUAUCUUUAAAAAAAACAUUACAACACUCUUCCAAGCUACAGACAGCUUCUAUUUUUCCUUAUUAUUUUAAGAAAGUGCACAUUACUUUGACAUUUUACCAUUGUAUUUUUGUUUUAGAUAGCAUUGAUGGAUUGGUCAGUAGUAAGCUUACCACAAUACAGACUCUACUUAUGUGUUUUAAGAAAAAUGAUUGAAUGAUCUUAUUAAGUAAAUCCACAUUCCCAGCUUUGGCAAAAGUCUCAUUCUCUAUGUUUCUUUUGGUAAAAUGUAACAUUUACACUGAAAAAAAAAGACUAUUUUAAUUCUUUGUUUAUUUUAAGUACAACGACUGCUACACUAACCAUUGUUAGGACCCCGGCCAAUUAGAUGAGAACAGUGAGAGUUUCAGUCUAAUUAUAGAUAGCUAUCCAAGGUCCACUGUGAGCACUAGAGAUCAUUUUGUUACAUUUGUUAAAGAAUUGUUUUCAGCGCAAUAUUCUAAGACUGAAGUUGCAGUGCCUCCUGGCCAAUUUUAUUAAUCCUACAUAAACUCUGCAACAACAUACACAAUUCUGACUGCUUGAGUGUGCUGUGAGUUGAAAUACUAAAUAUUGCCCGCUUUUUUGUUCCCCUUUCCCCUUAUUAUUCACUAGGGGUAUAAUUUGCUGUUAAUGCCAGUGUCUGCUAAGAUGGCAGAAAACCAUCUGAUAACUAUUUUAUUAACAUGUGACAGCAAUGUAUGCACCUUUCUUUAGGAAGUGGUACAGCACCUAACUGAGAAGUAUCCCUAUUUUUGACUGCAAGUACAGAGCCCCAUAAGGUAUACAGAAUAUAACAAAUAUUUAUAGCUAAGAUCAUGACAUGUAAUAAUUCAUGCAAUAAAAUGUACUCGGUAAUCACUUUCAUGUCAAGAUAUUGUGUAGUAGAUUCCCUGGUGUUGGGUUUACAUUCCACACACAGAGGACAAAUGUUAGCAUAAUGAACAAUCAGAAAAAGUUGAAAAUAUUUUUGCUGUAUUUCCUUAUAAGAUCUCAGCUUAAAAUAAGGUUUUUGGAUAUUCAGUACGAAAAAGUAAAAUUGCAUGUGUGUGUGUGUAAGAAGGGGUACACCGUAACAUGCAUCACUAGCAAGUGGAAUCUGAAAAUGCAUUAUGAAUUAUAUUGAGAUGAUUACGAUUACCUACAUGCUUUUAUCCUACUAUAGAGAUCUCCUGUUAGUAAUUAAAAACACACGAGAGCAGGACUUUAUUCUGCCAAUAACAGUCUGCAUCAAUGCCCUAAAUCGGUACAAAUGCAGCAUUGUAAGACCGCCUUGCUGUACAGAACUUUGAGAGAGCAUGCGCUUCAUGUUACACUUAAUGUUACCUUUGAUAAUUAAAACUUUAUUAGCAGUACAGCUGGCCAAACAAUGUUGCUUGCAGAACAUGCAGAGUCAAUUUGAGGAUAUGCAGCUACCCAAAGUCAGUUUGUCAGUUUGCUGUGCACCCUGUAAUUGGAAUCAUGUGUGGGAGCUAACAAAUAAAACGAGAAUGUCUUGUUUUC
Molecule: messenger RNA, 3523 nt
Organism: Pelobates fuscus (common spadefoot toad)
Lineage: Eukaryota; Metazoa; Chordata; Amphibia; Anura; Pelobatidae
Gene: MAPRE2
Product: microtubule associated protein RP/EB family member 2
Exons: 10
Coding region: 194-1174 (326 amino acids)
Biological process (GO): regulation of microtubule polymerization or depolymerization; protein localization to microtubule; spindle assembly
Cellular component (GO): spindle midzone; microtubule organizing center; microtubule plus-end
Molecular function (GO): microtubule plus-end binding
Source: RefSeq, a predicted model, not a curated record